This is a messenger RNA of Tarenaya hassleriana, 1598 nucleotides long. RefSeq names its product mediator of RNA polymerase II transcription subunit 27. Gene Ontology annotation, cellular component: mediator complex. Gene Ontology annotation, biological process: regulation of transcription by RNA polymerase II. NCBI's taxonomy places the organism in Eukaryota, Viridiplantae, Streptophyta, Magnoliopsida, Brassicales, Cleomaceae. The transcript has 8 exons. Gene Ontology annotation, molecular function: transcription coactivator activity. The record is from RefSeq and is a predicted model, not a curated record. The coding region runs from base 61 to 1308 and encodes 415 amino acids.
AAAGACGGAGAUAAAAAUCACUUCACCAUACCCAAAGCUUCGAGUCCAGCUUGUGCAUGAAUGCAGCAGCUACAGCCAUCGCCGCUGCUGCCGCAGCAAUCGCCGGAGACGGCGACCAAUCAGCCGGAUUCCGCCGGAGGAGCGGCGGAGGCUCCGCCGAAGCAGGUGGCUCGGGCCAUGGAACGGUUGAAUCAAGCGGCUAGGGUUAUCGCCGAUAUACGCCUCGGCGCCGAUCGCCUCCUUGAGGCCAUGUUCAUUGCUGCUCAGCCUCACCAGAGUGACAAGCCUCUUCAGAUCUUCUUUAAAGAAGAUGCUUCCAUUCGUCAACACCUUCGGGAUCUUCGAUCAAUCGGGAAGAAGCUUGAAGAAUCUGGAGUUCUUACUGAAUCUCUUCGUUCGAGAAGUAAUUCAUGGGGUCUGCACAUGCCGUUGGUGUGUCCAGACGGUGCAGUGGUUGCGUAUGCUUGGAAAAGACAGCUUGCUGGUCAAGCAGGUGCUUCGGCUGUCGAUAGAACCAGGUUAGCGCUAAAGGCCUUCACUGACCAGAAAAGGCGAUUCUUCCCUCAUCUUGAUGACGGGUUAAAGGUAGAACCGGCAUCAAAGAAACUUUGUGCUUCCAAAUUACUUCCAGAGCAUGGACCAGAUGAGCUUAGUGAAUGCAAAACUCUGUCAGACAUGCAAUCGCGUUUAGAAAAGCUGGUGCCAGACAUGAAGGUGUCCACUUAUGGACGGCUGAACUGGUUGGAGAGAGCUAAUUCACUUCCUGUUUCGGCAAGUGAGGAUUCAACAGAAGCAUCAAAGCCUAUUUUCCAGAGUUCGAGUAAGCUGAGAUCAGGGUUUCAGCAAACUGAAGUUGACGAUGAUAAGGUUGCCGUAAUUGAGUUAUACUUCCCCUCUGUGUUCAGAGCCGUAGUGUCUGUGAAUCCGGCGGGUUCUGUUGAUCCAGAUGCAGUUGCUUUCUUCUCUCCAGAUGAGGGAGGUAGCUACAUACAUGCAAGGGGCUUCUCGGUUCACCAUGUUUUCAGACGCAUCACGGAACAUGCUUCUACAGCCUUGCAAUAUUUCCUCGGCCUCGAUAAUGAAACUGCCCUCUAUUCUCUCUUGCAAUGGAUAUGCAGUUACGAAACCCUUUUUAGCAAACCAUGCAGUAAAUGCGGGAAACUACUUGCAAUGGACAAAAAGUCGGCUCUAGUCUUGCCUCCUGUGCAUCGGGUUUAUCGGGAAUUACCUACGGUCGUGACCAAAACCCGGGAACAGAACCUGGACAUGGAAGCUUACCACGUCGGUUGCUUUCCCGACUGUUCCUAACCAUAAGGCUUGAGUGAGGUUAGAUGGAUCAGUUGAAAGGUUAGAACUAACACAACCGCAUGGCAUGUGGGAACAGACCGAACUUUGGCUUUGAAAGAGUACAUGGAAAUAGAUUCUGAGUUCGCUUUCAGACAUGCCCUUCUUUGUUUUUGUGCCUUUACGAUUUCAUGGAAUGAAUCUCUCUGUUUCCCUUUACUGCAUUUUUGGUGAUUCCUUCCUUAUUGGCAUUUAUAUUUUAAAACAUGUAACAGAUACCAAGUGGAACUCAUAUUGUAACAUUUUUUUGUUUU